Molecule: messenger RNA, 2047 nt
Organism: Meriones unguiculatus (Mongolian gerbil)
Lineage: Eukaryota; Metazoa; Chordata; Mammalia; Rodentia; Muridae
Gene: Vegfd
Product: vascular endothelial growth factor D
Exons: 7
Coding region: 504-1559 (351 amino acids)
Biological process (GO): sprouting angiogenesis; vascular endothelial growth factor receptor signaling pathway; positive regulation of mast cell chemotaxis
Cellular component (GO): membrane
Molecular function (GO): vascular endothelial growth factor receptor 3 binding; growth factor activity; chemoattractant activity
Source: RefSeq, a predicted model, not a curated record
CCAGGAUUUUCUGCCAAACUGUGUCAGAUUUAAGACCAUGUUCCUUCAAGCUUCCUUGAAGGUUGUGAAAAGUUUGAAUCUAUAGUUGGGUUCCAGCCUGCUAUAGCUGCAAGUGCGUGUGGUCACACCACCUCCUUAUAAAGCAGCUAGAACCUAGGGCAUAGGAUGGAGAUUUUUUUUUCAGCUUCCUGGACAUGAAAUGACUGUACAGUGAUUCCUUGCUUCCAGUGGAAGGCAUGUCCACCCCCUGAUUAUUUUUGCAGCAGGAAACUUUUAAAUACUUUUUCACCUCUCUCUCCCAUACUAAGAUUGUGUGUGGCAGGGGGUUGUCCUUUGACUAACUCAAGUCAUUUCAUUGGAUUUUGAUUGCAACUGAUCAUGUGAUCUUUCCAUUUAAAGUGUUGGGGCUUCGAACUUCGCUUGGAGAAUGUCUUUUGCAAAACUUCUCCGCAGCUGCCUGGAAACAACUGCUUAGACAUCAGUGGACAUUUAAACUUUUCAAAAUGUAUAGAGAGUGGGCAGUGGUGAAUAUUCUCAUGAUGUUAUAUGUAUCCCUGCUUCAGGGCUUCAGUAAUGAACAUGGAGCAGUGAAGGAUUUUUCUUUGGAGCGAUCAUCCCGGUCCAUGUUGGAACGAUCUGAGCAACAGAUCCGAGCUGCUUCAAGUUUGGAGGAGCUGUUGCAAAUUGCACACUCUGAAGACUGGAAGCUCAAAAGUCUUGCCAGUACGGACUCGCGCUCAACAUCCCACCGCUCCACCAGAUUUGCGGCAACUUUCUAUGAUACUGAAACACUAAAAGUUAUAGAUGAGGAAUGGCAGAGAACCCAAUGCAGCCCUAGAGAAACAUGUGUGGAAGUGGCCAGUGAGCUGGGGAAGACAACCAACACAUUCUUCAAGCCCCCCUGUGUAAAUGUCUUCCGGUGUGGAGGCUGCUGCAAUGAAGAGGGUGUGAUAUGUAUGAACACAAGCACCUCCUACAUCUCCAAACAGGUCUUUGAGAUAUCAGUGCCUCUGACAUCAGUGCCUGAGUUGGUGCCCAUUAAAAUUGCCAACCACACGGGUUGUAAGUGCUUGCCCACGAUCCCCCACUAUCCCUACUCAAUUAUCAGAAGAUCCGUUCAGAACCCAGAAGAAGAUCAAUGUUCUCAUUCCAAGAAACCCUGUCCUAUUGACAUGCUGUGGGAUAACACCCAAUGUAAAUGUGUUUUACGAGACGAGAAUCCACUCCCCGGAACAGAAGACCACUCUUACCUCCAGGAACCAGCUCUCUGUGGACCACACAUGAAGUUUGAUGAAGAUCGUUGUGAGUGUGUCUGUAAAACACCAUGUCCCAGAGAUCUCAUUCAGCACCCAGAAAACUGCAGUUGCUUUGAAUGCAAAGAAAGUCUGGAAAGCUGCUGCCAAAAGCACAAGAUUUUUCACCCAGACACCUGCAGCUGUGAGGACAGAUGUCCUUUACUCACCAGAACAUGUGCAAGUAGAAAGCCAACCUGUGGAAAGCACUGCCUCUUUCCAAAGGAGACAAGGGCCCAGGGAUUCCACAGCCAAAAGAACCCUUGAUUCAACUUCCUCCCAAAUUCCCCAUCCCAGUCACUUUAAACAGCAUGAUGCUUUGUCAAGUUGCUGUCACUGUUGCCCACCACCCCUCAGGUGUUAGAAAAUUGAUUUUACCUAGUGCCUCGGUAAAUCCACAUUUCCAUGCAACAGCAGCUGGGUAAUUUCCUAGUUCACUGACAAAUGACUUCUACCUUCAGAUGCCUCUGCACACCAGUAUUCAGAGAGGAAGAGGUCUGGGGAGCCCAUUGUUUUGAUGCAUGAGAAAGGAUUGGCUGCUACAGAAUAAGCAGGUGCCUAUGAUUGAUUACUCAGACUGACAAAGUCCAAGUGCAAUGCUUAUGAAUUAUUCUGGUUCUUUCUUAUGCAGAAUUUCAUAUGUGUGGGCAGCACUAAUGUAAUUCCUGUUCAGCUUGUACUUUUCAAGUUUACUGAACCACUGCCUGAUAUUUCACAUUUAAAUGUAUUUAAAGGAAAUAAACAUCAUUACUCAA